Ustilago hordei is the source of this 858-nucleotide messenger RNA. RefSeq lists its product as uncharacterized. The record is from RefSeq and is a predicted model, not a curated record. Gene Ontology annotation, molecular function: O-methyltransferase activity; S-adenosylmethionine-dependent methyltransferase activity. The transcript has a single exon. The coding region runs from base 1 to 858 and encodes 285 amino acids. NCBI's taxonomy places the organism in Eukaryota, Fungi, Basidiomycota, Ustilaginomycetes, Ustilaginales, Ustilaginaceae.
AUGAGCGACAUCGAUCUUCCCGUCGAAAGCCCGCUCACGUCGGCGUCUAGCCUUCUCUCUUGCGUCGUAUCCCAGCUGGACACCACGAAACCCCCCACGGCCAACCAACUUGGUCAACUGCAACUGGUCUCCACCCUCCUUUCGGGCAUUGAGCCUUACCUGAACUCUGUCUCCUCUUCUGCCCCUGCUGUCCAACGCCCCCUGCUGAAAGCUACGGCGGAACACGAUUGGGAAGGAGCCUGGUCAGCCCGGAAAACCAUGUUUCAUCUCUCGGCUGCCUGGUCAGCCGGUGCUUACCAAGGCAAUUUCGUCGGUCUGCUCACCAAACUCAGCCAUGCUAAAAAAGCGCUCGAAAUAGGAAUGUUUACUGGUACGACUACCGUCUGUAUCGCUCAACAGCUACCUCCCGGGGGAAAGGUAACAGCACUCGAAAUCGAUCCGUAUUUAGACACUUUUACUCGUCCGCUAUUCCAGCAGACGGGAUUGGGAGAUAAGAUCGAGGUCAAGGUGGGUAAUGCGGUUGAGUCGUUGGAGGCAAUCGCAAAGGAUGUUUUGAGUGAUGAGGACGCAUAUGAUAUUAUCUUUAUCGAUGCUGAUAAGCCGGGGUAUAAGAGUUAUUUCAAGAGGAUCUUGGAUUGCGGGUUGUUGAAGAGGAGCGGGUUGUUGGUGGUGGAUAAUACGCUUUAUAAGGGUACGCCUUGGACAGAGGGUUUGGUGGAGGAAAAUUUGCUCGAGAUUGGCAAGGAGAAUGCAGAGGCGAUUAAGCAGUUUAACAGGUUGGUCAAGGAGGAUAAGAGGGUGCAAGUGCUCGUCUUGCCUGUUAGGGACGGGGUCAGCUUGAUCAUGCGUAAUGAAUGA